AUGGGCGAAGUUGCUGUGGAACAUCCGCUGAAUGUGAUUCCACCGCACAAGAGGCAAACGCCAUCAAAUAUACCAAGCAUCGACAUCGAAGGCAUCAUUAACGAUGAUAGCGAUGAAUACUCGACACUGAAGAGACUUCAAAGACAUCUCGAGUACAUCAACCUACAAGAAGAAUACAUUAAGGAUGAGCAGAGGAGCCUGAAGAGAGAGCUGGUACGAGCUCAGGAAGAAAUCAAGCGGAUACAGAGUGUUCCCUUGGUCAUCGGCCAAUUCAUGGAAGCAAUCGAUCAGAACACCGGUAUCGUGCAAUCAUCAACAGGUUCAAACUAUGUUGUCCGCAUCCUUUCCACCCUCGAUCGAGAAAAGCUCAAGCCAUCAUCAUCUGUCGCCCUUCACCGUCACUCAAAUUCUCUCGUUGACAUACUGCCGCCUGAAGCCGAUUCAUCUAUAGCCAUGCUCGGUGCUCACGAAAAGCCCGAUGUGACAUACGCAGAUGUUGGGGGCUUGGAUAUGCAGAAGCAGGAGAUUCGGGAAGCUGUGGAGCUGCCAUUGACGCAUUUUGACCUCUACAAGCAAAUUGGGAUUGACCCGCCUCGUGGUGUCCUCCUGUACGGUCCUCCCGGCACUGGCAAGACCAUGCUGGUCAAAGCGGUGGCCAACAGCACAACGGCAAAUUUCAUUCGCGUCGUGGGCUCAGAGUUCGUACAAAAAUACCUGGGAGAGGGACCACGUAUGGUGCGCGAUGUGUUCCGAAUGGCGAGAGAAAACUCGCCUGCCAUCAUUUUCAUCGAUGAGAUUGAUGCUAUAGCAACGAAACGGUUCGAUGCUCAGACGGGUGCAGACCGAGAGGUGCAGCGCAUCCUGCUGGAGCUACUGAACCAGAUGGAUGGCUUUGACCAGACCAGCAAUGUCAAAGUCAUCAUGGCUACAAACCGAGCCGACACUUUGGAUCCUGCUCUACUACGCCCAGGUCGUCUGGACCGAAAGAUUGAAUUCCCUUCAUUACGAGACCGUCGGGAAAGACGAUUGAUUUUCACGACCAUUUCCGCGAAGAUGUCACUUUCGCCCGAGGUUGACUUGGAUUCUCUCAUCAUCCGCAAUGAUCCAUUAUCAGGAGCAAUAAUAGCGGCCAUUAUGCAAGAGGCGGGAUUGAGGGCUGUCAGAAAGAACAGAUACAACAUCAUUCAAUCGGAUUUGGAGGAUGCUUAUUCUAGCCAAGUGAAGGGGGAGGCAAGCGAUGUCAAAUUCGAUUUCUACAAGUAG
Molecule: messenger RNA, 1263 nt
Organism: Letharia columbiana
Lineage: Eukaryota; Fungi; Ascomycota; Lecanoromycetes; Lecanorales; Parmeliaceae
Exons: 5
Coding region: 1-1263 (420 amino acids)
Biological process (GO): proteasome-mediated ubiquitin-dependent protein catabolic process
Cellular component (GO): proteasome regulatory particle, base subcomplex
Molecular function (GO): ATP hydrolysis activity; ATP binding; proteasome-activating activity
Source: RefSeq, a predicted model, not a curated record